Silurus meridionalis is the source of this 1295-nucleotide messenger RNA. RefSeq names its product LIM domain transcription factor LMO4-B (gene lmo4lb). The coding region runs from base 197 to 670 and encodes 157 amino acids. The record is from RefSeq and is a predicted model, not a curated record. The transcript is spliced from 6 exons. NCBI's taxonomy places the organism in Eukaryota, Metazoa, Chordata, Actinopteri, Siluriformes, Siluridae.
GCGUCCAGCUGCUCAGAGCGGAGUGGAGAUGGACGGGAUUUGACGACUUCCGGUUCGGACGGACUUUAUACAAUCUCAUAAUGAUCAGUGGUUUGGAGAGUUUGACCGGUUCGGACUAAGAAAACAGCUGCCGAAACAAACAUCUGGUUCUGGGCUUUUUUUUGGGGAGUGAAUUUUACAAAAAAAAGUUGAAGGCAUGGUAAACAGUCAGGCGGUGGGCGGAAGCGGGUGUGCGUCGCGGGCGUGCGCGGGCUGCGGAGGCCGGAUCUCCGACCGCUUCCUGCUCUUCUCCAUGGAGCGAUACUGGCACACGCGCUGCCUGAAGUGCUCGUGCUGCCAGGCUCAGCUGGGCGACAUCGGCACCACGUGCUACAGCAAAGGAGGCAUGAUCCUGUGCAGGAGCGACUACAUCAGGUUGUUCGGCCACGCUGGUGCAUGCAGUGCCUGUGGCCAGUCUAUCCCUCCUAGUGAGAUGGUGAUGAGGGCGCAGGGCAACGUCUACCACCUCAAGUGUUUCUCGUGUGCAACGUGCAGAAACCGACUGGUCCCCGGCGACCGCUUCCACUACGUCAACGGCACCAUCUUCUGCGAGCACGACCGGCCCAGUGCCCCUCUGCUUGGUGCCCACCUGCAGGGCAACCCCGUGCUGCCUGACCAAAAAGUUUGCUGAAACCCCGUUCUCCUCAUCUUCCCCAUCCUCCCCGUUCUCCCCGUCCUCCUCAUCCUCCUCGUCCUCCCCGUCCUCCUCGUCUUCCUCCUCACUCUGUCCCGCCGCCUCUCACGGAUCUCCGGAUCUCCCGUGCAUGCACUUCUCCUGCACUGACGUCCUGAAAGAUCACACCUCAGCCAAAUCUUUACUCCGGCCCUCCACAGGAACUCCUCCUUCCUUCCUUCCUGUUCUUUUAUCAUACGCAGGACUCUUCAUGCCCCCAGGUUUUUCUCGCUAACGGACUGUACAGGAUUUCAUAAAGACUCUGAAGACUUUCAGCGUGGAAGCUGAAGUGUGGCUUUGUGCUUUCAGUGCUCACGACUGCACUGCUUGUGCUCUUCUUUUUUAUUUCUGUGUGCGUUUUUCUUUCUCGAGCUGACGGAGCUGAUCGGUGGGUCAUUUGAUAAUUUUUUUUUUCUUUUGUAUAUAAAUUUUUUUUUAAAUACAUUUAUUGGACAUGGCGAAGGUUAGAGGUGUAAAUACUCCUUUGUUUUUUAUAUCGGUGCCACGUGUUACGGUUCAAUCGUAUGGUCGAUAUGUGACACUUAUUUAAAACCACGUACACAAUAAAUGCUUUAAAAAAGAA